Molecule: messenger RNA, 1132 nt
Organism: Panicum virgatum (switchgrass)
Lineage: Eukaryota; Viridiplantae; Streptophyta; Magnoliopsida; Poales; Poaceae
Exons: 1
Coding region: 33-776 (247 amino acids)
Source: RefSeq, a predicted model, not a curated record
UCCGGUACCAGCACCCCACACCGAACCCUAUUAUGACAUCUCAAUUUGGCGAAAAAGGCAGCAAGGGGUCAAUUCAAAUAGGGCUUUGGAGUUUCGGAGAUCUUGUCGCCACAGAUCCAUUGUCAGGUCUCAACACACCAGUAUAUGUGGAAGCGGAUGAUAUCGGGUUCUACAAAGGUUCACUAUAUUGCAUCUCGCGAGGCGAUCACUUGUUGGUUUGGACCCCGACCUUCCCCGAUGGCAAAGUCGUGUUGGAUGAUUCAAAUGAUUGGAAACACUUCUUCGUGCAGUAUGAAUUGAACGGCGGGCAGUUGGAACAUGAGAACCACUUCUGCAGCCGCUAUCUGGUGAUAUCUCGAGGGCAACUGCUUCUGAUACUUCGCUACUACUCGUGUGCUAACAGAAGUUUGGCAGAAAAAUUCAGCUUGUUCACAAUGGAGGUUCCGAAGUUUGACAUCAGUAGACAUGGUGCAGUUUCGUGUAUCUGUACCCUGCAACCGAGCCUGGAUGGCCGGAUGCUGUUCGUGGGGCGAGGCUGCUCCAGAUCCUACGAAACUGCUGACUACCCGGGGUUGAAGGACGGUGUCUACUUCUCGGACGAUCCGAGCUUCUACGACGAGCAGAUCAUGUUCCGCAGUGUCGAUGAGAGGCAGUACCCCUGCAGCGACAACGGCAAGUGGACAGAAGGAUCGCCGCCCUGUGUCGUGCCCUUCCUCCCGGAGCAGGAGCUGGAGAGCUCUUCAAACAGCUCUUCUGCGGUUUGGCUUCUCCCUUGAGAGUUGAGAUGGCAGGUUUUUUUGCUACAACCCUCUACCUCCAUUCGCUUAGUCUGUGAUGUUAGAGUGCCUUGGAUGUGAGUGUUUGCUGUGACCUUGUACAGACUGAGACGAUUGCUGAAAACUUUUUAUUUUUGAAAGAGAUUGCUGAAAACUUUGAGAUCAUUGCCGUGCCUUACGGUUAUAUACUUUCCUGUACUUGUGAAAAUCUCAGUUUGCGCCCCUGAACGCAUAAAAGGUUACCGGUUGUGACUGAGAUGUAAUAGAGAAACCAUUCUGGAAUAUUAGUGUUUGUGAUCAGUGUUUUUCCUUUUGAUUUCACCCUAACAAUGAGUUAGAUUGAUAUGCUUGUAUUC